AUGUACUGGCCCGUCGGAGCGCCGAAUGUCUUUUCCCUGACAAAGCAUGCGAUUGCUGCCGCGAAGACCACAUCCUCCAAUGAUGGUCUAGAAGCACCGUUGAGCGAAAGCUCGACCGACCUGGGCGACGAUACCAAGGGCGAAACUAAGACAGAACGCAACAAGUCCCGCAGACAAGAUGGUGGAAUUGAGGGCAAGGGGAUGCAUACACCCGCCAAUGAUGAGAUAAUAGAUGCGAAGAUCUCACGCAGUGGCAAUAUCUUCAUUACCUUGACGGCAACCUCCUUGGUGGUGUGGCAGACCAGACCAACCGUGGCUUUGGCCAUCGUUCAGCGAUCACAGCAAUCCCUCAAAGCCUAUGGCCAGAGCACGGCGUUGCUGCUGAGGUCAGAUGCUCUGCUGAUAGUUGUCCAGACAGCUCUCGGCUAUCUGAUCACAUAUUCUAUGUCCACAGAUCCCAACACCAAGGUAUACCAGACACCUCUUCCAGAGACCAAUAGGCACGUGCGACGACCGAGCACCGAUGGUUACAGCAACCUCAGAAAGCAGAGCACCAUCACAGCUGCAAACACACCGGCGGAAGGAGAUGGCAUUCGUGAGAUCAAUGUGCGUUUUCGCAUGGUUAUACGCAUCGAUGCCGGCAUUGGCAAGGCUGUCGCGCUGGACGACGAGUUGGUCGUUGCAACAAAAAAGCCGGCCGCGCUGCAGUGCAUUCGAUGGAUCGCAGAAAGCGGGUCUUCGCAGACCAGCACGGAGCUCGUGAGCCGCAUGGAGUGGAUUGGUAAAAAGGUGGCGGUGACAGAUAUUGUUCAUGAUCGGCCCAUGAACCUGUUCACGUGGAUCACGAACGACGGCGCGGCAUACGCUGUUCAGCGAUGCAUCACAACUGGUGCGGAUGCCGAAGGGCCAAAAGGCCUUUUUCAAGGCUUCUGCUUCCGAGAUGCCGAAGGUAUCAAUGAAGCUGCAGUCAAGGUAGCCAUAAAUGCCCGCUUCUCCCUUAUCGCUGUUGGAACUGCCAUCGGACUCAUUGACGUGUACACCGUCAAAGACUAUACCGGCAAUAUCCCACUUUCCCACAAGAUACGUCUGCCUGUGGGCCCGAGCACUACGGGAAAAUUGACCGCGCUGAUAUAUUCGCCGGAUGGAUAUUGUUUAUUUGCAGGUUACGAAAAAGGCUGGGCACUGUGGACUGUGUACGGCAAACCUUGUGCAAACACUUUCAGCGCGGACUCCGUGCAGUCUGAGAACAACGAUGAGCGAUGGCUGCGCGGCAUCAAGUCUGCUUUCUGGGUUGGUGGUGGCUCUGAGCUUGCUUUGCUCCCGGUAUCUGACGAUCGGCUGUGGUUUCUCGAUAUGGCCAGGAACGCUUUGGCAGGGUGUUUCUCGCCUUCGAACAUAUCACGAGGUCUGCUGCAUUCCACUAAUAGCGUGAUGCUCUAUAAAGGCCAUGAUGUGCCCGACGUGACUUCUCUGCCUUCGGAUAUCUCGCUUUGGCAGACCAUUCAAGUACCGCAUCACUAUCUGGCCCAUCAAUGGCCCAUCAAAUCUGCAGUGGUAUCUCCGGAUGGACACUACAUAGCGGUUGCUGGCAAGCGAGGACUCGCGCAUUAUAGUGUCGCGAGCGGAAGAUGGAGAACGUUUGACGAUCCCCAGGCGGAGCAAGAGUUUGCAGUCAGAGGCGGCAUGUGCUGGCAUCAUCAUAUCCUAAUCGCUUCAGUGGAGGCCAACGGUCGAUAUGAAGUGCGACUUUAUUCUCGAGAAAAGGCACUGGAUUUUGCCCACGUCCAACACACUGAAAAGCUGUCUCAUGCUGCAAUCUCGACCAUCGUUUCCGGCGCAGACUCACUCCUGGUAUAUACAUAUGGCAACAUCCUGCUACACUAUAUUAUCGUCAUGGGAGGAUCGAGCCCGAAACUGGUUCAAGUCGGCCAAAUAGGGUUUCAUGGUAUCAUCCGGGCUCCACCGCGUGUGCGGACUAUCAGCUGGAUACUACCGGAAGACCAGCUGGAGCACGGUGACCCUUCCCAGGACGUUGCUACGGCAUCUGUCCUCUUCUUAGUAGAUGGUAAACUCGUCCUCCUCCAGCCAGCCACGAAUGAGUAUGGCGACCUGAAAUACGAUAUGCGCGUGAUCGUGCAGAACAUCGAAUUUUACAUGCUGCUGCGUGACCAGCCUAUCACGGUCGCCUCCUUGGAAGGCGGUAAUGAGGGCACAGACACACCUCCUGCAAACGGUCUGUCUUUGGACGAUCCUACAGGUCACAGCCUACGUGACUCACUGUGGUACUUCGACGGGAGCGGCUUCCACGUCUGGUCUGAUAUCCAGGACGUCCUGGCUCGCGCUCCUGCUGAACUCGGCCGAGAGCUACCUUCGGCAGUGGCGGUCCCGCUCGACUUCUCCCCUGUAUCUGCAGUAGUUGGUAAAGGCAUCGUUUCUGGCAUCGAGGCUGAUCUUGUUCAGAGAAGAGACGUGAACUUCAGCUUCUUCAGACAUGCGCCCAGGACUCAGCUCUUCCUGCCCCAGCUACUCCGUUACCAUUUGACCGAAUUCAACUCGCCGGCGGCUUUGCAUUUGUCAAAGUCAUAUCAGCAUCUACCUUACUUUGCGCACGCUCUAGAGGUCCUUCUGCAUGACGUGCUUGAUGCCGAAGUUGACACUCCGCCGGUGCCGCCCGAAACAGCACUGCUUCCAACCGUCCUCUCAUUCCUCUCCUCUUUCAGCUUCUACUUGGACGUUGUUUGCAAUUGUACGCGCAAGACCGAGCUGCGAAGCUGGCAGACACUGUUCUCGUACCUGCCCCCGGUCAUCGAGCUAUUUCAGCAAUCUUUGCUCAACGGGAAGCUCAACACUGCGGCAGGGUAUUUGCUAGUACUGCAUGCUUUCGAAGAGGGCUCUUUUCAAGUCCAUGAGUUUGCUUUACUCUUGCAGAGGGCCUCGGAGGAAAACGACUGGGAGCUUUGUAGGGAGUUGUCGCGCUUCCUGGUCGGUAUUGAUGCUUCUGGCAAAACUUUGGCUUCUGCAUUGGCUGCGGCAGGACUUAGAGAUGCCCCAAAUGGCAAGAAGGAGGACGCUUCGAGGAUUGAAGAUGUUCAGCGCCAAAGCGGCUCACCGAAUCACCGUGGUGCACAGGAUUGGCAACGUCGGAGAUCUCAGACGCAGGUUAACGGGCAAUGGCGAGGGGACUACUUCUCUCUGGAACAACGGCUGAUCAAUGAGCCUGACGUCAAGACAGAUACGAAUCUCAUGGGUUCAGAUGCGUGA
Molecule: messenger RNA, 3261 nt
Organism: Pseudocercospora fijiensis CIRAD86
Lineage: Eukaryota; Fungi; Ascomycota; Dothideomycetes; Mycosphaerellales; Mycosphaerellaceae
Exons: 1
Coding region: 1-3261 (1086 amino acids)
Biological process (GO): intracellular protein transport; retrograde transport, endosome to Golgi
Cellular component (GO): cytosol; Ric1-Rgp1 guanyl-nucleotide exchange factor complex; Golgi membrane
Molecular function (GO): protein binding
Source: RefSeq, a predicted model, not a curated record